GGGUCCCGGCUUCCCCGCUAUGGCCAAGUGGCUCCGGGAGUACCUGGGGCGGGGGGCACGGCGCUCCCCCCCCCGGCCGCCACAGCCCGACUAUAGCGAGCGCCGCCCCGCCGGUACCGGCGCCCCCCCCGCCCUCCGCGGCCCCGCAGCCUCCCCGCGGCACCGGCUGGUGCGGGUCGGGGGGGGGCGGCGGGGGGAGCAGGACACCCACCUGCAGGGCCCCAGCGAGAGUGAGUACUCGGAGCCCUUCGAGGGGGAGCAGGAACCGGCACCCGAGGGUGGCUGCGAGGAGCCCAGCGAGGCCACAGCCCCCCGCAUCUCCCAGCCCUGCGUCUCCCCAGGGUGCCCACGACAUGGCGAGGGGCGUCAGGCGAGGCCACGGCGGGGACCCCAGCUCUACGACACCCCCUACGAGGACUGGGACACAGCAGGGGAGGAUCCGGGGGUGCCCACCACCCGAGAGAGUCGUCUGCCUCGUGAUGAUGAGCGUCCAGCUGAUGAGUAUGACCAGCCUUGGGAGUGGAAGAAGGAUCACAUCUCGCGAGCAUUCGCAGUGCAGUUUGAGAGCCCUGAGCGCUCCCCCAGCCUGUCCCGGCAGCUGCCACGGACCCCCCGGCCCUCUGCAGGCACCAGAGCAGGCUGCCCCCCCAGCCCCAGGCACGUGGACACCUCGCUGCCUCUGGAGAAGCAGGCGUGGUACCACGGCCCCAUUGGGCGGGCAGGUGCUGAGACGCUGCUGGCGCUGUGCCGCGAGGGCAGCUUCCUGGUGCGGGACUGUGAGACCAGCCCGGACGACUACUCACUCUCGCUCAGGAGCAGCCAUGGCUUUGUGCAUGUGAAGCUCACGCGGACACGGGAGCAGCAUUUUGUACUUGGCCGUGCUGGGGCUGCCUUUCCCUCGGUGCCCGAGGCCGUGCGGCACUACACAGCGCGGGCGCUGCCCGUCCGUGGUGCCCGCCACCUCUCCCUGCUCUACCCUGUGGCCGUGCAGCCCCUAUGAGCCCAGGACCACCGGGGACCCCCCGCACUGUGCCCUCCCCCGUCCCACAGCAAAGCACCCCUAUUAAAAGCCAAUGUG
This is a messenger RNA of Cuculus canorus (common cuckoo), 1078 nucleotides long. It is a transcript of the gene SHD, whose product is annotated as Src homology 2 domain containing transforming protein D. Lineage: Eukaryota; Metazoa; Chordata; Aves; Cuculiformes; Cuculidae. The record is from RefSeq and is a predicted model, not a curated record. The coding region runs from base 20 to 1000 and encodes 326 amino acids. Gene Ontology annotation, molecular function: phosphotyrosine residue binding. The transcript is spliced from 6 exons.